UGACCGUUGUGGCUUUGAUCCGACUUUGUGGUCCGCGACGCAAAAGCAACAACACAGACUUCUUCGUGCGUCCUCCUCAAGGGCAAGACUACUACGAAGACGACGGCGAACAAGGCUCCACAAACUGACCCUUGAACACCCUCUACUCUGCCUUUGCUCCAUCGCUCCGCAACCAGUCGACUUCACCUCGCAAGCAGACGCGGACGACUUCGUAUCCCUCAUCGAGGAUGUCUGUCCCAUCAGUACCAGCAAAAGCAAGAGUAGCGCCGCAGACACACAGGCGGGACAGCAGAGUGGUUCGCUGGGCCAGAUGCAGGGGCGAUCCCAGCCCAAGGACCCUGUGGCGCAAGCUUCGUCAUCGUCUUCAGCUCACUCUCAGUCUCAGUUCCAAUCGCAAGAUCAAGGAAGCACAGCCAGGCCAGCAGCAGAAACAGUAGCGGGAGCGUCAGAUGGAUGCUCCCAGCCGGCGAGCAGUCAAGCUAAGGCCAAAGCCAAGAUCCAGGCUCAGACAGGGAGGAAUCCUGCCCCAUCCGGCACAGGAAAGCCCAAGAAGAUGCUGACCACGGCCGUGGCCACGGCUAAGAAGGGUGUCAAGCGCCGGACGACGGAGAGCGGUUGUACCAGGCCACGAACCACUACGGCCGUGACGGCGACCGGUGGCCGCAAGAGGGAGAAGAGACGCAGGAUCUCUGGCGAAGAGGCGGAGGAUGAGGGGCACACCGUUUUCCACUUGGCAAAAGCACCCAUGGCUACGGCUCCAGCUCCAGCUGCAGCUCCAGGCACGCCCGACUCGCAACCUCUCGCCGUGGCCCAAGGCCCGUUCCCUUUGCAAGCAAUCAACAGCACCGCGUCGAUCUCGCGAUCGCAGUCGCAACCCCCCACUCUCAGCCUGUCCGCCUCUCCCUCAUCGCAAAACCCCCCACUCCCCGGGCAGUCUCCCACCAACUCCUCCGACUCUCGCAGCAUCACGCGCACCCCCGACGGGGAAGCAGCGUCCAGCAUCGACAUGGACAUCGCCCUCGCAUCACUCUGCGCGCGUGCAACGAACUCGCCUGCCCAUCUGAUGGAUCAGGCAAACCAGCUCUUGGAGAACCCGUUGAUGGACGUCUUUGUCGACACGAUGGCUCAGUGGCUUCAGAGUAGCAGCGAGUAGGGGUGGUGGUGGUGAGGUCAUGAAUGCGGCGGCGCCGUAAAGCAAGCGAGCGGAGAGAUGUGCGUGGGCGGGGGCGAUGGCUCACUCUAGGCGGAGGGCGG
Molecule: messenger RNA, 1254 nt
Organism: Jaminaea rosea
Lineage: Eukaryota; Fungi; Basidiomycota; Exobasidiomycetes; Microstromatales
Exons: 3
Coding region: 311-1153 (280 amino acids)
Source: RefSeq, a predicted model, not a curated record